CGCCCCAGGCUCCGCCGGUUUAAUUACUCCUUUACCUAUCAGCGCGUGCAGUGCACACUAAUCCGAAGCGUUUAGGUGAUGCAUUAACACCCACAAGUAUGUUUUAAGGGAAGCGCUUGGCUUUUUUGAAGUUUAGCUUCCAGUCUGAGGCGAAUUCAAAGACGAGCGAGAGGCAUCAGCAACAGGGCACUGCCAAAUCACCCGCGAGGACAAUUACACAGAAAGUAUCUUGAUCGUCUAGACGAACAACUGGGACCGAACAGCACUGACGUCAUUACUCGAUACUGAUUGCGUUGUUCUAAUUGUGUGGAGAUUUCUUCCAUUUUUGCGUCAUUAAAUGGAGCGGCGUAGGUGACGUUUGGACUGUUGCGUUCAAGAGGAGCUCUUACCAAGACUAAAAGCCGGCGCGGAAAAAUAUGUAUGGACGCUAUACACAGGAGUUGGGGGCCUAUGCCAAAGAAGAGGCAGCUCGUCUGCGUGAGGAUGGAGCGCUGCGGAGGACCGCCAGUGUGCGCGGCCAGGCUCCAGAACUGCUGGAGUAUGAGAAGGACCCGUGUGCCAAGUGUCAAGUCUGUACGUCACGGUGUAAGAAGUUCUUGAUUUCCCGUGUGGGUGAAGACUGGAUCUUUCUCAUCCUCCUGGGGCUUCUCAUGGCAUUGGUCAGCUGGGCCAUGGACUACACUAUUGCCUUCUGCCAGCAAGCACAGAAGUGGAUGUAUGGUGGUCUGCACAGUAACAUGUUGCUGCAGUACCUGGCCUGGGUCACUUACCCAGUGGUUCUCAUCACCUUCUCCGCCGGCUUCACACAGAUACUGGCGCCACAGGCAGUGGGCUCUGGGAUCCCAGAGAUGAAGACCAUUCUCCGAGGUGUGGUGCUGAAAGAGUACCUCACUUUCAAAACCUUCGUCGCCAAAGUGAUUGGCUUAACUUGUGCCCUUGGAAGUGGCAUGCCUCUAGGCAAAGAGGGACCAUUUGUUCAUGUUGCCAGUCUGUGUGCUGCUCUGUUGAGCAAAUUCAUGGCCUUGUUUGGAGGAAUCUACAUGGAAGAGCCCUUUGAGGGAAACAAGAACGAGCUGAGAAACACAGAGAUGCUGUCAGCCGCCUGUGCAGUGGGGGUGGGCUGUUGCUUUGCAGCCCCUAUUGGAGGAGUGCUGUUUAGUAUUGAGGUCACAUCUACAUUCUUUGCUGUGAGGAACUACUGGAGAGGAUUCUUCGCUGCAACCUUCAGUGCUUUUAUCUUCAGGGUGCUGGCGGUGUGGAAUAAGGAUGAGGAGACAAUCACGGCUCUCUUUAAAACGCGCUUUCGUCUGGACUUUCCCUUUGACCUACAAGAGCUUCCAGCUUUUGCUGUGCUCGGGAUUGCCAGUGGUUUUGGAGGGGCAUUGUAUGUCUACCUGAACAGGAUCAUAGUGGAGUCUAUGAGAAAACAGAAAACCAUCAACAAGUUUUUGCUAAAAAAAAGACUAGUGUAUCCAGCAGUGGUCACUCUUCUUGUCUCUACACUCACCUUUCCUCCAGGGUUUGGACAGUUUAUGGCAGGCCAGCUGACUCAACAUGAGUCACUAGUGGCACUGUUUGACAACCAAACCUGGUACAAGCAAGGUGUUUCUGAGGAGUUUGUGUACUCAAGUCACGUACCUCAGGCCUGGAAGCACCCACAAGUCAGUGUGUUCGUCACACUCCUCCUCUUCAUUGUCAUGAAGUUCUGGAUGUCAGCUGUGGCCACAACAAUGCCUGUGCCUUGCGGGGCCUUCAUGCCGGUUUUCCUCAUUGGAGCUGCGUUCGGUCGACUGGUCGGUGAGAGCAUGGCCGCUGUCUUCCCCGAAGGGAUACACGCCGACAACACUGUAUAUCCCAUAGUUCCCGGCGGAUACGCAGUUGUAGGGGCGGCGGCUCUUUCUGGCGCAGUCACUCACACCGUGUCCACCGCCGUCAUUGUGUUCGAGCUGACCGGUCAAAUCUCGCACAUCCUGCCCGUGAUGAUCGCUGUGAUUUUGGCCAAUGCCGUGGCUCAGAGUCUGCAGCCUUCCCUCUAUGAUUCCAUCAUCCGGAUCCAGAAACUUCCCUACCUGCCAGAGCUGGGCUGGGGACAGGAGAAAUAUAAUAUCCGUGUGGAGGACAUAAUGGUGAGAGACGUGCGGUAUAUCACUCUCUCCUCCUCUUACCGGGAUCUGCAGGAAGCUCUCAUAACAGGCCAGCUUAAAACCCUGGCCUUGGUGGAGUCCAAAGAGUCCAUGAUCCUGCUGGGCUCUAUGGAGCGCUCCCAGCUGCAGUCCCUGCUCUCGCAGCAGCUCAGCCGAGCUCGCAGGCUGGAGUACUUGAGGGAACGUGCUCAGGACAAUGGCACCCAUGUGCCCACCUUCCCCCAAGACUCUCCCCCCAGGACUGGUCAUGGCGUACGUUUCCUGAUCUCCACUGAAGAGUCCUCCUACAGCCCCACACUGACUAACUCCCAGAUCCCCCUCAAGUCUGCUCUGAAGACGGUGUCUGCAAUCAGCAACACAGAGUCACUGAACAGCUCUCCAAACCUCUCCUCUGGGGAACCUGUGAAGGAGCUAGUAGAGAGCAAUACUGGCCCCAUGGCUCCUAAGAGGAGCAGGAGGCCCAAGUGUGUGAAGAUACCCAUGGUGGAUACACCUGAUGUUGAAGAUGACAUGUCAACAGCAGAGAUAGCAGAGUGGGAGGAGGAACAGUUGGAUGAGGCUGUUAAUUUCAACAACUGUAAAAUAGACCCCGCCCCCUUUCAGCUGGUGGAACGGACAUCUUUGCAUAAGACACACACCAUUUUCUCACUACUUGGCCUGGAUCAUACCUAUGUCACCAGCACCGGACGUCUAGUAGGAGUGGUCUCUCUAAAAGAGCUGCGUAAGGCCAUCGAGGGCUCUGUAACCGUGACUGGCGUGAAAGUCCGUCCCCCGCUGGCCAGCUUCCGCGACAGCGGCAACAGCAGCAGCGUCUCAGAGGUCACCGAGCUCCACAAGCUCUGGAGUCGUCACAGGAGCCUGCCGCUACCACGGGAACCUAACCUCCCCGACCUGGACGACCAAACGGAGCAACCGUCCGAGGGAAGCCUGGUGAACGAGACCGAGUGCACAGAGCUGUCCAGGCAGAACAGCCCAUUACACACAGACGACCAAUCAGAGCCGACGCCCCAAGAGGAGCACCUUGCGCAGCUCCCCUGUGACUGUACCCACCCUCUGGAGGACGGAGGCUUGGAGGCCGUCAGCGAGCAGAGCCCAGCUCCGAUGGAGGAAACGGUGAGCGAGGGAAGCCCCUCGCCCUCAGAGGGUCAGCCGAAAUGACAGCUGCUUGCGGUCGGUAACGCACACUCCAUUUACACUAUAAACGGUAUUGUGAAGUCAGGUUGAGGAAAACCUGGAGGAAGUCUUUAAGCAGUGAAGCACACUCUCUGCUCCGUACUAAUCAAACCAACCCUAAUCUCUGGUCCUGCCUUCACACGAAACACGCCGUGUGUGUUUGUAUGUGUGGGAUGUCAUAGAUACGCAGUGUGGAUGGGCUUGUGAGUGAACGUCUGUGUAUUCCUCAUAAAUUUGGGUGUCUGUUGAUUUGUGGCUUCAUAGCGCGUUUCGGUGUUGAGUUAUGUUGAUGAGAUUCAUUUAAAGAAGUUUCUGUUCGAUGAUGUCACGGCGGGUUUUCGUCAUAAACGUGUUUGUUUGUUGAUUUGUGGCACGCUUGUGUGUGUGUUUCUUCGUCUUUGUACAUAAGAAAAGCCGAGUGUGUGUGUGAGAGUGACUCAGCUGCACCUUGCCAACGCACCCAUCUGGUGCCGACACUUUAAAUCCAAAUAAAAUUGUCUCUGAGAGCCAAACUGCAAUUUUGCUCUAAAUAUAGCCCUUAAUAACCCACACUGCAAGGAAACACGGAGGAAGAGAGCGGGGGAAAGAAAGGGAACGGGUGGGCAAAAGAGGACACGGAGAGAACAAGAACAUGAUGCAAAAUGAGCGAAAGACAGGAAGGACACAGGAACCAGUGUCAUGGAAAGGCAGGAGAAUAAAUGGGAGAGUGGGGUAAACUGUGCCACUUUUUAUUUAGAUUGUCAACCAGGCAAGAAGAAAUAAGUCAUCAGGGAAAUGACUAUGCCUAAUUAUAUUUCUGAACAGAUAAAGGCACAGAAAUAUGACUUUUUAGGAAAAAUGGCUGAGUGACACAACUUACCCCACAUUAGGGGUAAGAUGCGCCAUGGAUGUUGAGUCAUUGGGGAAUAUUUGAACUAUUUCAGGUAAAAUAUGAACA
Sinocyclocheilus anshuiensis is the source of this 4254-nucleotide messenger RNA. RefSeq names its product chloride channel, voltage-sensitive 2a (gene clcn2a). Gene Ontology annotation, cellular component: plasma membrane. The record is from RefSeq and is a predicted model, not a curated record. Lineage: Eukaryota; Metazoa; Chordata; Actinopteri; Cypriniformes; Cyprinidae. Gene Ontology annotation, biological process: chloride transport; transmembrane transport. The coding region runs from base 417 to 3302 and encodes 961 amino acids. Gene Ontology annotation, molecular function: voltage-gated chloride channel activity. The transcript is spliced from 25 exons.